Messenger RNA from Mercurialis annua (annual mercury), 504 nucleotides. Its product is annotated as glycine-rich protein 2-like. Bases 1 to 504 code for a protein of 167 amino acids. NCBI's taxonomy places the organism in Eukaryota, Viridiplantae, Streptophyta, Magnoliopsida, Malpighiales, Euphorbiaceae. The record is from RefSeq and is a predicted model, not a curated record. Gene Ontology annotation, molecular function: nucleic acid binding; zinc ion binding. The transcript is spliced from 3 exons.
AUGCCUGAGACCAAGAAGGCGACCGAUGUUGUUCACAGUAGUGGGCAGCAGGGUGGUAGCAGCAACUAUCAGUUCAAGCCUUUCCAGUAUAAGAGUCAGAAGGGGGGUAGUCGAAAAGGGUAUCAGCCGUAUUCUCACAGUUCUGGUUACAGUGGGAGUAGCCGUGGAUCUGGUCGCGGUUACAGUAGUACUUCUAGUGUUCCGUUUUGUCACAACUGCAUGCGCAGACAUCCGGGACAGUGCCAAGUGGCACCAGGUAGUUGCUAUGCUUGUGGCCAGCAGGGUCACUUUGCUAGGGAGUGUUUGGCGUCUGGGCAACAGAUGUCAUCAGCUAGUCGGGGCCGUGGUUUAGGAGGGCGUGUUUUUGGUGGCCGUGGAAAUGGUUGUAGAGGCUUGAGUAGUUACAGUUCUUCUCAGUCACCGCUGCAGGGACAGGGUCAGGCUAGAGUAGCUGAAAUAGUUAAAGGAACAAUUACAGGAAUUGAUGGACAGUGUUUUUAUUAG